CGAAGGGAGGCGGGGCGCUGCAAUGACGCAUUGCCCGUGCGCCGCGUUGUUUCUGACGUCACAUUCGCGUGCCGGGAAGCGUGUUUGAUAGUAGCCAGCCACGCCGGCUGAGGCAAAGAGCCUGUCUCUCUUUCUGUGAGGUAAAUAACGAUGGAGAAGGCGAGCGGCUCCAUCUUCGCCUCCAUCCCCGACCCGGUACGGAACUUCGAGCGCUGGAAGAAGAAGUACGACAAGAAGAAGAGCAAACUGCGGCAGCAGCGCCGGCAGCAGAAGCAACCCGAGUGGCAGCUGGAGAGGCAGGUCAUCGCAGGCCUCCAGAGGCGCUACUCCGAGAUCAAUGCAAAUGAAAUUGUAAGAUUUUCAGAUUUCCCGCUAUCCAAGAAGACAUUGAAAGGUUUGCAAGAAGCCCAGUAUCGCAUGGUGACGGAAAUUCAGAGGCAGACCAUAGGUUUGGCAUUACUGGGUAAAGAUGUGCUGGGAGCUGCAAAAACAGGAUCAGGCAAAACCCUGGCUUUCAUUGUACCUGCUCUGGAAAUCUUAUACCGACAGCAGUGGACAUCCACGGAUGGGUUGGGAGUUCUGAUAAUCUCUCCCACCAGAGAGCUGGCAUACCAAACAUUUGAAGUUUUGCGUAAAGUGGGGAAAAAUCAUGACUUUUCAGCUGGUCUUGUUAUUGGUGGCAAGGACUUGAAACAAGAAGCCGAUCGAAUCCACAAUAUUAAUAUUCUCAUAUGUACUCCUGGUCGACUUCUGCAGCACAUGGAUGAAACAUCGUAUUUUUAUGCUUCUGAUCUGCAAAUGUUGAUCCUUGAUGAAGCUGACCGAAUUUUGGACAUGGGCUUUGCUGAUACAAUGAAUGCAAUCAUUGAAAAUCUUCCCAAGAAACGCCAGACAUUGCUCUUUUCAGCCACACAAACAAAAUCUGUGAAGGAUCUGGCUCGGCUAAGUUUGAAAGAUCCGGAAUAUGUCUGGGUGCACGAGAAAGCAAAGUUCAGUACCCCAGCAACCUUGGAGCAGAACUACAUUGUUUGUGAACUGCAUCAGAAAAUCAGUAUGUUAUAUUCGUUUUUGAGAAGCCACCUGAAUAAGAAGAGUAUUGUAUUUUUUGCAAGCUGCAAAGAGGUCCAGUAUUUGUUUAGAGUGUUCUGCCGCCUUAGACCUGGCCUCCCCAUCCUGGCUCUUCAUGGCAAACAACAGCAGAUGAAACGGAUGGAGGUCUACACUGAUUUUGUACGCAAGAAAUCAGCAGUUCUCUUUGCUACAGAUCUUGCAGCUCGGGGACUAGACUUCCCUGCUGUGAACUGGGUCAUUCAGUUUGACUGUCCAGAGGAUGCCAAUACUUACAUUCAUAGAGUUGGGAGAACAGCCAGGUACAAAGAAGGCGGUGAGGCUCUGCUUGUCUUGAUCAAGUCAGAGGAAAAUGGCAUGAUUCAGCAGCUGUCACAGAAGAAAGUUCCCAUCAACAAAAUCAAAAUCAACCCUGAGAAGCUGGUAGACAUUCAGAAGAAGUUGCAGUCCUUUUUGGCACAGGAUCAAGAACUGAAAGAGAGAGCACAACGGUGUUUUGUAUCCUAUCUACGAUCUGUCUACCUAAUGAAGAACAAAGAAGUGUUUGAUGUUUUCAAGCUACCCAUAGCAGAAUAUGCCCUCUCCCUAGGUCUUGCAGUGGCUCCUCGCGUAAGGUUUCUUCAAAAAGUUCAGAAUAAAAUGCUGGAGAAUGAACCUAAGAAAGAAGGCUCUUUACAAAGGACUGAACAGCCAGAAGAAGGUGCACAUUUUUCUGUAAGCAACGAAGAUGUAGAGAAGUGCAGGGCACUCUUCACUGAAACGGCAGUGUCAAGAGGAGAGGAAAUAAAAGAGCUGUCUGGCAGAAACGGUGAAACUGAGGAUGACGCAUCAGUGGGUACGUCUGAGAUAGAAGAAGAGCCUGCAGUGGUCAAGGGUUCAAAAGCUGAAUGCUUGAAGUUCUUUGAAGAGGAUGAGGAUGAGGAUGAGGAUGAUGACACUAAAAACCUCGAUGUACUGACUGUAAAACGGCGGAACAUCUUUGGCACAGAACCAGAUACUGCAGUCUCAAGUAUGAGUACAUCAAAUUUAAAGAUGAAGAAGAAAGUAACUAAAACAAAAGAAGCUAAAAAGGUUUUGAAGAGAAAAUUUAAAGUAAAUACCAAAAUUGUAUUUACUGAAGAUGGGGAGUUAAUUCAACAAUGGCCACCGGCACAAAAAACUGUUCAAGAGAAAGAAGACAAGGAUGAUUCUGAUGGAAUAAAUCUAGACAAAGCGAAAGAGAGACUGCACGAAGAGGACAAAUUUGACAAAGAAGAAUAUAGGAAGAAAAUUAAAGAAAAACACAGGGAGAAAAGGUUGAAGGAAAAAGCAGCUAGAAGGGAAGCCAGAAAGAGAAGUGCAAAGGUUGAAGAGGAAAAUGUAGCCUUUCUGGAUCACAGCGAAAGUGAUGGUGAAUUUGAUCCAAGCACCCUUCCAGACCCUGAUAGACACAGAGAUUCUGACCAAGAAGCUGAUCUAGAAACCCAUAGUGAGCUUGGGAUGGACAAGCAGCCUCUUGGAAAAAGACUAUCAGCAACAAAAGGAGAGCCAAAAAGGAAGAAAAUGAAAUUCAGUCUAAAGGAUUCAUCAGAACCAUUAGAUACAGGCCUUUCCCUUGCAGAAGAUGAAGCUUUGGUAUUACAUCUGCUCAACAGCCAAAGCUAAUAUUUCCUCCUACCACUCUUAUUUUGAAACUAUUUUGUAUGUUUGUAUUACAAAGGCAACAGGGCAGAAAAAUGCUAUUAAAUGUUACUGUAUAAAGGCUUGAGAGCCAAGUCUCAGCGGAUGGCUCAUGGCUAGUUUGAUUUAUCAGCUGACUUUCAAUGUUGUAUGGAUCUCUAAACUAAUAUUUUCUCAACCUUGACUACUGAAGAUGGUGAAAAAAAUCUGUUCUAGAGUAUGAUAUGCUUUUUAUACCACAUUUAUCAUGGGGUAGCUUUGUUAAAAACCAAACAAUGCUUUUUGAAUGAAUAAAUGUUUGUGCCCCCCGUUUUAAUUAUGUUAACAAUGUACUUUUCUUUUGCAAAGCUAAAUGAAGUAUCAUUUCACUGCAAUGAUCUGCUUGAAUACUGUUUGUUAAAAUUUGAACAUUUUGCAAUAAAUUAUAUUUAACCUUCA
Messenger RNA from Anolis carolinensis (green anole), 3165 nucleotides. RefSeq names its product DEAD-box helicase 10 (gene ddx10). Gene Ontology annotation, cellular component: nucleus. Gene Ontology annotation, molecular function: ATP binding; RNA helicase activity; nucleic acid binding. Lineage: Eukaryota; Metazoa; Chordata; Lepidosauria; Squamata; Anolidae. The coding region runs from base 151 to 2712 and encodes 853 amino acids. The record is from RefSeq and is a predicted model, not a curated record. Gene Ontology annotation, biological process: rRNA processing. The transcript has 18 exons.